This is a messenger RNA of Tilletiaria anomala UBC 951, 2925 nucleotides long. Its product is annotated as RCC1/BLIP-II. The coding region runs from base 187 to 2700 and encodes 837 amino acids. Gene Ontology annotation, cellular component: cytoplasm. The record is from RefSeq and is a predicted model, not a curated record. Gene Ontology annotation, molecular function: guanyl-nucleotide exchange factor activity. NCBI's taxonomy places the organism in Eukaryota, Fungi, Basidiomycota, Exobasidiomycetes, Georgefischeriales, Tilletiariaceae. The transcript has 2 exons.
AAUGGUGACCGAUGACGUGUGACCUCCAUCGUCCAGGCGCUUCGUGCUGCAUCGAGGGACCAGACUGAGAAGGCUGAAACCGCAUGCUAGCUCAUCUCUCGAGGGUACGUUAAGGCAUCGCUCCGCUAUCCAACGUGCGCCUGCAGGAACGAAGAACAGCGAGCCGAUCGCCCGCGCGCCUCCAUCAUGCCUACGCUGCUAACGCUCCCGGAGGAGAUGAUCCUCCACUGGAUCCUGCCGCCGCUCGCCGAGUCUACAAGCUCGCUUCAAUCCUUGCGCCUCGUCCACCCGUACUUGCGCGCACUGGUCGACCACGAGUCGAUAUGGCGCCUCAAAGUCGUCCGCGAGCUCAACCUGCCGGCCCUGGCGACUGCGCGCAGCAAGAGCAGCAAGAGCUGGAAGCGCCUCUACAUCGGCAUCGUGCAGUCCAAAGCGUACACAUGGGGUGAGGAUACAUUUGGUCGUCUUGGAGUCGAUGCGAUGGGCUUGCACCCCAAGAUCCGCCGCCUGCUUCCUCGCAUGGGCGUGCCAUUUCCAUUUCGCCUAGAUCUCAACAAGGUCAUCACACUUCCGGACAGCGCAAGCGUCUCAGACACCUUCGGCGCGCCCGUAUCGCUCCAGGCGUCCGGGUGGGGUUUCAACACGCUGACCUCAAAAGGAAAAGUCAUCGCCUGGGGCCAGCUGCACGAAGUCGACUUUGGGAACAACAGGCCUGUGCCAGGCGUUGUCCAGCUACCAGACAAUGUCACCGUCAAGAGCAUCGCUUGCGGGCGACAACACGCUGUCGCGCUCGCCAAGCAGCGGAAAGCGAAGACUAAUGGAAGUGCAGCAGAUGAGGCAGAAGAGACCAUCGUGAUCGAAUGGCGCUCGUGGGCCUUCUCGCUGCACAUGGCCGACGUCAAUGGUCUCAGUCACAGUGCAGAGGAGGAGGAGCAGUACCUCAGCAUCGCCGAUGCAGACGAAGCGAGAGAGCAUGGCACAAGCACGCACGUGCGCUACGAUGAGAUCUUUCGCAAGAUCGUGCAGGUCGAAGCAGGCUGGGACUUCAGCGUCAGCCUCGUCUCGGUCCGUGCCCGCUGCAGCGCCACGGGCAAGACGAGGGAGGUGGGCCAAGAAACGUACUUCUGGAAAUGCAACUGGGUUACCCAGGCUAGAUCUCCCGGACAGAAUUUUGGUGAGGAACAUGCCGAGGAUGAGGGUGCCGAUAGUGAGGCUCCAAGAGAAGUCGAUGUCGAGGAAGACAUCAACAACGAGGAGCUGCAGCAGCGUGCGAGCACACCAAGCCCCAAGUUACUUGAACGCUUCAUUGCGCCUGUGAGACUCAAAGCCUUCCCAGGGAGUACUGCAACUGCAUCCAUCCACAGCGGCGACAGUACGCGCAGCUGGCUCAACGCGGACAAGAUCACGCAGCUCGCCGCAGGCGAUCAAUUUAUCGCAGCACUGACCGAGCGCGGCGAUAUCUACGAGCUCGACGUCAGCAGCGAUGUCGAUGGCUUCGUCACCCAUCAUCAGCCGCCUUUGACUGCGCAUCCCAUGUCCGAAGAUGGGCUACAGUUUGCAGAGCAGUCGCGACGCUUCUACAGUACGGUCAUGGCCGCCACAGCUGAUAUGCCAGGAAUACGUCUGAGGGAGUGGCGCAAGCUCGAGCGGUACUGCCAGGUGGAUCUGAUCCGAGAAGAGCUCACGCACGCUGGCGUGCAGCACAUUGUAAGCGGGCGUCCAGAUGAGCAGAUCAGGGUUACGCACAUCUCUGCGCACUUCAAGAACUUUGCUGCGUGUUCGGUUCCGUCGGCGACGGCUGCAAAUGUGGAUCAUCACGAUGACGACGAUGGCGUAGCUGCUGCCCUGCGCAGCCAAGGCUUUGUCCUUCUCUCUCGCUCCGAAACGAGCGCCAUCUCGCCUAAGCCGACCAUCAUUCCUUCGCUCCAAGGCGCAGGCGUGAUCAAAGUCUCCUUUGGAGAUUGGCACAGUGCUGCGCUCACCGACGAUGGGCGCGUGUUGACGUGGGGCCAAUACAGCCGCGGUGCGCUGGGGAUCUGGGAUUCGCUGCCGAUGGACGAGCGCGACCAUGCGAGAUGGUGGAGCGAGAAUGCGCUCGAUCCGGAUGAUGAUGGUACCGACGGCAGUGGCGGGAGGUGGGGGAUGGGCAUACGCCGGCAGCCAGAAGGCGGGAACGUCAUACCCCUCCCGCGCGUCAUCCGCAGUGGGCCACGCCAAAUGCGCAGUGGGCUGCUCGACAGGAUCCGUGGGCGCAGCCCACAGCCAACGGCGUCGCCAGAGAAAAGAGAGCAACCACUGCAACAACUCUCGAAGGUGGAAAGCGAACAGAAAGCAUACAAUCGCUUCAUCUGGCAGCGUCUGCGGCCACGCGCCCUACCUGAAUCUAUACAACAGCCGAAGCGCGUCCUCUUCGACGACGACUUUGACACUUCGACUGUCAUGCAAAAGAGGCCAGACGACCUGAGUGGCGCUUUCGUCUUCGAUAUUGCACUCUCAGGUUGGCAUUCAGGUGCUCUUGUCCUUGGGAAUUGCUCGGCUCCAACAGAAGGAGCGCCGGUCCGAGAGAAAAUGAAGUCGCUUACAAUCGAGACUGGACACCAACGCGCAACGCAGGAACUGUCGCAUUUAGCAGGCUCGUCAUCAGCCUCGCAAGAUGCUUCAACACCGAGCACACGCUCUGUGGGUCCACAGCCUAGUUAGAGGUCGUCUCUGUGCGGAUUUUUCGACAUCACCCACUAAUGCGAUACCUGCGCCGUCUCAUUGCAGCAGGAAGCUAGCGGAGAAAGCAGGCAUCUGUUGCCAGCGGCUCGUACAGCCAUGGCGAAAGCCGACCUAAUGACGCCGCUGCCGUGCGGCAUACCUUCUGCCGCAAUUGAUCACGCCUUGGGAGGAGGCAGUAGUAGGACCCUGCCUCAUCAGUGCAAA